AUGUCUCGUGAGACAUUGUCAUACGAUUCGACUUCUCCCAAGUUGACCACUAGUCUUUGUCCUCGCUCUCUCGCUCCAUCAUACAAGCGAUUCGUCAUUAGCGUGAAAGUUUCUGGCCCACACUCGGGAGUGACAGAGGGAUCCCAAGUAGACCACGUAGGCCUCGCACAGGUCGUUCUGCUGUCCAUGUCUUGCCUGCUGCGCACGAACGGAUGGCGCUAUGUGAUGGCGAAGCAGAGAUGCCUGACCGAGAAAGGGGGGCAGCAACAGCCUCCUGCGCUCGUCCCGGGGGCCGCCCCAGGCCGGCUCUCAGCUGCAGGCAGAAAUCGCCCAUCGCCUGACUGCGUUCCAUGCCUGGCUGUCUACGGAGAGUCUCUCCUGGACGGCCCGUGUGGAGGCGGCCUCGAUGAGGAUGCAUGCCAUCAGAGCUCAGAAUGGUGUUCGUCGGCUCCUUUUCAUGCCUCGGAACAGAGAUCCGACACUGAGGGAUCUGAGAGCCAAGGGAGACCUUAUUCAGAUUACCGGGAGGACGGGGCCUGCGUCGCGAGGUAUUCCUGCCUCAGAGACCCUGCCUCGGCGGGCGCUGUUUACGGCGGCGCCGCGCACACUCUUUUCAAGCCUGUGAACCUUCAUCCCAAGGAACCAUGUAUGGCCAAUAGGUUCACGUUCCAGGGCAACUCAGUCUGCAUGCGUAGACAUGACUCCACGCCGGUCGAACACAUGGCUCAGAGCGCUGCUUCUACGGUCGACGGGCGUCUUCUGACUAGUGUCCCCGCCGCUCUGAAGCAAGCGGGUUUCCCUAGAGGGUCAUACCUGUGGCACGAGGAACCCAGCGGGGGGACUCCACGAUCGCUGUCGUCUCUUCAAAAGCAGCGUGGCCCAAUAGAGGGCGACGGGCGCACCUCCAGAACGUCCUCCUUUCUCUACCUGGAGGCCCAAGAAGGAGACAUGUUGUGUGCGGUGGAGCCUGCCUCCAGAGACGGAGACGAAGGGUCGUCGUCGCCUUGCAGCUUCGCAGUGUCUCUUCUCUCGGCGGGGAGUCGCGCGAGCAGUGCGAGUCGAGCCAGCUUCCCCGCUUCGCCCGCGUUCAACUUCGCCUCCGCCGGUGAGGGGCUGAUGGAGGUGUCUGAGGGCCCCGGGGGACUGACGGCUCUCAACGAGCCGCUCGCUGCGGAGGAAUCCCUGAAAAUCGAGGACGUGAACACGAGUCAGGGGCUUGCAUGCGCGACGCCGGCUUCAGCGCUGCCUCCACGCCGCUCUCUUGACAGCGACCCGACGACACCGCAGUCGCGCUCCGGUAUUCCAGUGGCGGAGGCCUUCCCGCGUGUCCGCCUCCCGUCUCGGUGGGAGACAGCUGCAGAGGCGGAGGGCGACUCCAGGUCACCGCUGCCAGGCUCGGAUUCGGCCUGCAAAGACGGUUGCGCAGGGCCUCAGGAGGAGAGUGUUUCAGGUGAUACUCGAGCCCCAAGUCUUUGCGUGAGGAGGCACAACGAACCAGGGCGAAUGACCGGCGAUGCCAGCGAAGUCGACAGCCACUCCCCUCUUCUCGUUGCCAUCGGGAACCAACAAGCGUCCUCCGCUUUGAUCUCGGAAUUGCAGGAGGGCGCAGAAAAGAGCCAAACGCCUGCGUCGCCGGGAGACGGCUGCAGCGGCGGCGUCUGCUCUCCAAGCUCAGGCAGCGCAGCCGGCUCCGCAUCCUCCCCCACAGCCACAGAUGUUGCUGUCUCUCUGGCCGCCGGCAGAUCCGUGCCCUGCCCUGCAGCCGCUUCUCCGCAGUCAUCACGAGAGUUCCUCUCUCCCCUGCCAGCGUGCCAGGGUCGCGCGAACUCAACGGCGUCAGGCAGCGGCGCGGCGAGCAGCGGUGCGUCUGUGCUGCUGGCGUCGGCCCUGGCAGACGUCGCAUCCUUCGUCUCCGUUGGAGAAGAGCCGCCUCCUCCCCCCUCGCCCUCGACGUCCUCCCCUGACCAGCAGGCUUCAACAGCCGAACGAAUCCUCCCAAAGGUGUCCGCCCCCCCCGAAACUAGCGCUGGCCGCCAGGCGCGAGAACAAGCUGUACCCGGGCCGGCGAGCGGCGAUCGCGGGGCCGCUCGCCCAUCCCUGGAAACAGAAGAGAGCAAAACAGUCGAGUCGGGGGCUCGUGGGGAGUCCCCCCCGCUGCAUGCCCCAGAGAAUUCCUCCAGAGAUCCAGAUGGCACGGCGCCCGAAAGCACGCGGCGAUCCACGAACCGUGGGCAGCCUCCAUCAGGCGGGGCUUCUUCUUCAGGUCUGGACAAGCGCGCGGGAGUCGAUGCUGCAGCGCCUGAGGCCGUGCCUCCAUCGGCGUCAGGGCCAGAAGACCGCGAGCGGAGCGGAGCCGCCCUAGUGCUGGCGACAGGCGAUGCGGCGGAGAUCACGAGAGGCGCCGACUCCCAAGUGCCUACGACUGAGGGAAUGGCGUGCACAGAAGACAGCGAGGCUGACGAAGACGACGAGGCGCGAGAUGCUACAGAAUGCCCAGACUCUGGCGCUCCAGCGGAGUCUUUGACAGCGGCGGAGAGAGUGCUGGCGUCUGUCGGGAGGAGCAUGACUACGGCGAUCGAACUGGGGGCGGCCUCACUGGUUGAUUUCGUAACUCAGACCCUCUCGGACUUGGCGGCGGCUCCAGAUGCCUCUUCUCAGCUGCAUGCGCGGGCCGCGGGUCCCGCUUCGUCGUGGCGGGGGGAGCGACUGGACGAUGCAUCAAGGCUGGCCUCCUUCCGGGGUCCAUUCGCCGAGCAUGCGGCAGCCGCGAGCCGCCCGCGAUCCUGCUCUCCCUCUGUAUUGCGGCUGCAGCGUGUCCGGGCGUCUGAUGGCCAUCCACUUCAUUCUGGAGACUCGGCUUGCGGUGGCUUCACCCAACCGUUUACCCAGCCGUUUGCGCCAGUCGCUAACAGCUCGGCGGAGUUUCCAUCGAGUUGCAUGCUCUCCUGGCAGAGCACCGACGGGGGGGGACCUGGAGUCACACCGCGCCAAGCAGAGGAGGGAUGCAGCCCUUCCAAGGAGAAUCCGCUACUGCGUCCUCCAUCGCGGCCGGCAGUGCGGCGGCUGCCCCCCCUGCCGCCUCGCCGGGGCUCCGCGGAAGCCAGCCGCGGCCUCGCGCAGGCUCGCCUGCGCGCGUCUCCUGAAGGCCUCAACGAGUCGAGGUUCCGGGCAAAGUCCGCCAUGAAUCGGCGCCCGCGGACGCCUCCCUGCGUCCCUGCUGUGCCUCCGCACCCUGUGGCGUCUGGUACGGGCUCACGAGCCGCGGCGGCAGAAGUGGCGGUCUCACAACUCUGCUUCGACGCGAGGCUCGCGAGCGCAAUGAGAGCGGAGCCUCAUGAGGUAGAGUCUCUCGCGCGACAGACUAGCCCGUCCGACGGUUCUCAGACCCCUCACCUGUGGCGGCCCCCGCAGUCCUCGGCUAAUUUCUACACCCGAGGCCCGCCGCCUGUGUCACCGAUGAGACCUCAAGAUACGGAUUAUCGGGUCGCGCCCAGGCGCCAUUCGUUUGCAUUCCCCAGCUCGGCCUUCAGUCUUCGCGUUUCAGACACGGGCGGUCCUCGCUUCUCUGGGCAUUCGUUGACGUCUCACGACGGCGGUUUCUACCCGACCUGCUCUCCAGCGAGCUUGAUGGAUCGCGAGGGACUCUUAAAGAUCGAUGCUCUACACCACGCGGCCGCCGCCUUCUCGCCCGCUGAUCAUGCAGCCUCCGCAAAAAGAGCUGUCUUGUUCGCCUACCCUGCAGUACCAGUUUACCCUUCGGCGCCAGGCUUCCCAGUAGGCCCUCGCAUCGCCCCAGUGGAGCCGCGGGCCCCGUCCCCCAGCGUGCAAUACAGCGUAGGUCCUAGGCUCCAGCUGCCUCAGCCCAUUUCUCACCGUCUCGGCGGCGUGCGCUGUGUCACGCCAUCAAACGCCGCAACAUGCCGCAUGAGGUCUGGUUCCGCUCCUGUUUCCACUGCGCCAAGUUCUGUUAACGCGUACAGUGCAUGCGGUCACCGAAGCGUCCGCAACGCGGGCGAGACUGCCGUGGUAAGUCAGACAGUCAUGGGCGCGAGAAGCACCGGCGGUCAAUUUGGCGGAGGUCAGGGCCUCCAGCCUUGCCGGCUCCUCCGACACAGCACCGAUAUGCAGCACAGAGGUGUCUGUGAAAGGCCUAUGGCGCAGGACGGCGGAGAAGCUCCCGAUUCGCAGAGAUGUCAGCGCGAGUCAACCAGCCAGAUGUGUGCACAAGAGUGCCCAAUAUCUGCAGCACCUGGCAGCCAGUUGGAAGCGGCAGCGGACGCAAUCCGCACCCCAAGAGAAGUUCCGUGCGCGUGGACUUCCUACGCACCAAAUGGACAACGGCCGCGCGAGUACAAAAAACCGCCAUCGCCGCUGCGGGCGCGCUGGCUGCGAGAGGAGCUUUGCCGGCAGGCGGAGGCGGGGUUGUUGCGGAGAGAAAACUUUCCUAUGGAGGAGUUCCAAGAUCUCGUGGAACCCUUCGAGGUCGUGAAUAUCGGAGGCGUGAACGUUUAUAAACUCGAGGCAGGAUGGCAAGGUCCCGACUCUGUGCCGCCAAGCCAAGAAUGGGUAGAGCGGAACCACAUCGAAGGGACCGAGUUUACGGCCAACCUCGAGGCGAUUACCGAUGUAGCAAAUGCACUCUACGCCUCUCCAUUUCCGAACUAA
Messenger RNA from Besnoitia besnoiti, 4665 nucleotides. RefSeq lists its product as uncharacterized. NCBI's taxonomy places the organism in Eukaryota, Apicomplexa, Conoidasida, Eucoccidiorida, Sarcocystidae. The transcript has 3 exons. The coding region runs from base 1 to 4665 and encodes 1554 amino acids. The record is from RefSeq and is a predicted model, not a curated record.